AUGCCGGUCUUAAAUACGAGAACUUCUUAUCCCAAUAUCGACUUUCAUGGUACUAAGGUUUCUGAUGUUCUAGAUGCCUUUGAAUUUGAAAAGCAUGAUGAUCCCUUAAGGGAUAAAUGGAACACUUUACAGUUUUUGGAAAAGAGCUUUGAAUCUAAAUUUGAAUCUGCAUCAGAGUUAAUCCAAGGAGGCGAGCUAGCUGCUAUUAAAGAAAGAAAUUUUCAAUUAGCCAAACUAAAUAAUCUUUGCUUUCGGGUACGAGAGUCCAUCAAAAGAAGACAAGACCUGGAGAAAAAGUUAAGAACUUUAUCGCAGGACACUGACAACGAAUUGCUUUUUCUGAUGUUGGAAAAUGAGAGAAGAAAGAAAAGUUCAGUGAUAAUAGAGUUUCUUUCUGAGAUAAUCAGAGAGAAAUCCAAAAGAUUAACUGCAGAAGAGCAAGGCUUUGUAAAUCAAAAUGAAGUAAAACCCCUCAUUCUGGACCUUUCUGCACGGAUAAAUAGAUUGAAUUCUAUUCUAGAAACAAAAAAUACUUGUAUUAGAAGAUUAAGUAAUCAAUAA
Messenger RNA from Saccharomyces cerevisiae S288C, 561 nucleotides. RefSeq lists its product as uncharacterized. The record is from RefSeq and is marked reviewed. NCBI's taxonomy places the organism in Eukaryota, Fungi, Ascomycota, Saccharomycetes, Saccharomycetales, Saccharomycetaceae. The transcript has a single exon. The coding region runs from base 1 to 561 and encodes 186 amino acids.